Molecule: messenger RNA, 1805 nt
Organism: Haplochromis burtoni (Burton's mouthbrooder)
Lineage: Eukaryota; Metazoa; Chordata; Actinopteri; Cichliformes; Cichlidae
Product: caveolin-2-like
Exons: 3
Coding region: 116-613 (165 amino acids)
Biological process (GO): caveola assembly
Cellular component (GO): caveola
Molecular function (GO): molecular adaptor activity
Source: RefSeq, a predicted model, not a curated record
UCAGUCAGCAGAAUACUAUGUUCCACCUGGGUGCUAGCAACAAGCCAGCCAUCUUCCUGCUCAUCCUCCCUGUUUUCGAUUAUACCAUUCAGACACACAGCGCAGCUUAUUGAACAUGGAGGACGAAAGAUUGAAAGAAAAGAGACCAUUGGGGGAACUGCUGGAAGUAAAGGUGGAUGUUCACUCUGAAGCUCUGGACUUCAUCCACAGUGACACGAGGCCUGUGAUUUAUGACAGGGAUCCCAAAAAAGUCAACAGCAGUCUUAAGGUCAUGUUUGAGGAUGUGAUUGCAGAACCCCCCUCUGUGCGGAGCUUUGAUAAAGUGUGGCUAUGGAGUCACGCCCUGUUUGAGGUAUCCAGACUAUGGUGCUACCGAUUCAUCUCUCUCCUGCUGGCUGUGCCAGUCUCACUGGCAGCAGGGCUCCUCUUUGCUGUGCUCAGCUGCCUGCAUAUCUGGUUGAUCGUGCCAUGUGUGCAGCUCCUUCUCAUCAAUAUGCGCUGGGUUCAGACUGUGUGGGCCAGCAUACUGAACAUUUUUAUCAGUCCAUUCUUUACCAGUAUUGGAAAGUGCUGUGGUCAAGUCACCAUCCUUCUGGCAAAAGAUGAAAACUGAUGGAAGCACACUGCGUGGAAACGAUUGGUUAAAACAGCAAUUAUGGCACAUGAACAGCAGCGACAGACUGCAUACUAAUUCUGCUGGGAGGGAAAUGAUCAUCUGUAUUUUAACCAUCUAUGAUUAUUCUGUUUUUAUUCAUUUAUCGUGUAAUUUGUCAUGCUGAAAUAUAUAAUUAGUCUUCUGUUUUCUAAAUAUUAUAGUGCAUUAUGCAUAAAACCUUUUGGCUGUCUAGAUAAGGGCAACACAAAAAGCAUACACUGAGGGGAAUUAAUAAAUAAUAAUUCAAUAAUAAAUUAUAUUUAAACCUCCUUAAUACACAUGUAAAAGAAGAAUCCACUGAAAGCAAAGUGAAUGACAAAUAUUGCAAUUAAUUUCCAAUUUAAUCCACCCAUAAAAUUUGAACUGAUUAUAAAAACAGAUUAGGAGGUUAAGAGCUCUAGCAGAGCACUGGACAGUCCUCUGGAUGGACUGAUGUGUAUGUGAGGUUAAUGAAGACAAUAUGAAUGCAAAUAUGUAAAAAAACAAAACAAAUUUCAACACCUGCUAACAACUUUUGGUUUAAGGUUUUGAAUCCAGCUAUAUGCAGUAGUUUCUACUAAACAAGAUGAUAGCUGAAGGUGGAGACCAACAACUAAUUUCACUCUGAUUUAUUUUUCUAUGGAAAAAGGUUCCUCUGAAUCUUCUUUUAGCUUGAUUGGAAGUAACACGUUUAUAACAGAAAGCCUCCUGUGUUAAAUGUAGUGUAAAUCGAAAGGAGUGGAAGUUUAAGAGCCAGAAGGUGUGCAACCUUGGAACCUGUCUGCCAUUAUCGGUGGAUGAUAGUCAAAUACAGACCAUCAUCUGCAUAUUCAAAUAGAGACCUCUGAUUGCCUAGGCACCCAAUCACAUCUGCAUAUUCCAAUUUAGAUACACCAAUUAACCUGACAAGCAAAUUUUUGGACUGUAGAAGAAAGCCCAAUUACCCAUGCAGAACAUGCAAAACUAACUAUUGAACCAGCGUGCUUCCCCUUGUGUUUGAGAAAUUAAAACAAAUGUUGUGAUUCACCUCAUUUGUACAGCUUGUAGGAUCAAACCUAAUAUUUGAUUAAACAAGUGUAAGAAUUUAUUGUUAUUGGAAAUUCAUUUCAUUAUAAAUCAUAUUUUGUAUUUGUCUCAAGUUACACACCCAGCAGUGCUCAUUGCAAAGGGA